This is a messenger RNA of Dendrobium catenatum, 1659 nucleotides long. Its product is annotated as pyruvate dehydrogenase E1 component subunit beta-1, mitochondrial. Gene Ontology annotation, molecular function: pyruvate dehydrogenase (acetyl-transferring) activity. Bases 195 to 1340 code for a protein of 381 amino acids. The record is from RefSeq and is a predicted model, not a curated record. The transcript is spliced from 15 exons. Lineage: Eukaryota; Viridiplantae; Streptophyta; Magnoliopsida; Asparagales; Orchidaceae. Gene Ontology annotation, biological process: pyruvate decarboxylation to acetyl-CoA.
AAGAAGUUUCGGGAUGCUCAGCUGAAAGCGGUGCCCUCCCCAUUCUCCUCUCCGCGGCCUCCACAGGCGGCAAUUUAUAAGGUUAAUGAGUCUCCUUUCCACUAAGAAACCUCUGGAUAACGUCUUGUUUCUCGUCUUCGGUCUUUCCUCCGGCCUGUGAGCAGAGUAAGAAAUCUGAAGCUUUUGUUUCUGUGAUGGAUAGGAUCAUGUUGAGCUUCGCGAGGAGGAAGGUCCUGUGUGGAAAAUUCAGUGCUUCGGUUCUUGGUAAAGCUUUUGAGAGGAUUCCGCGGGCAACAUACCCGUCUACGAGAAACUAUUCAAGUUCGCUGAAGGAGAUGACAGUCCGCGAUGCUUUGAACACUGCUCUUGAUGAGGAGAUGUCUGCUGAUCCAAAAGUUUUCUUGAUGGGAGAAGAAGUUGGGGAGUACCAAGGCGCUUACAAGAUUUCAAAGGGAUUGCUUGAUAAAUAUGGUCCUGAGAGGGUUAUUGACACUCCAAUCACUGAGGCUGGCUUCACUGGAAUUGGAGUUGGGGCAGCUUACUAUGGACUCCGUCCGAUAGUUGAAUUCAUGACGUUUAAUUUCUCUAUGCAGGCAAUCGAUCAUAUCAUCAAUUCUGCUGCAAAGUCGAACUAUAUGUCAGCAGGUCAAAUAUCCGUGCCUAUUGUCUUCAGAGGCCCAAAUGGUGCUGCUGCUGGAGUUGGUGCUCAACAUUCUCAGUGUUAUGCUGCUUGGUAUGCAUCUUGUCCCGGGCUGAAAGUCCUGAGUCCUUAUUCUUCUGAAGAUGCUCGAGGCUUGCUUAAAGCUGCUAUCAGGGAUCCUGAUCCUGUUGUCUUCCUGGAGAAUGAAAUACUAUACGGCGAAUCCUUCGCCGUUUCACCUGAAGUUUUAGAUUCCAGCUUCUCUAUUCCAAUAGGAAAGGCCAAGAUAGAAAGAGGAGGGAAGGAUGUAACCAUCACAGCUUUCUCUAAGAUGGUUGGCUAUUCACUGCAGGCUGCGGAGAUACUAGCAAAGGAUGGAAUUAGUGCUGAGGUUAUAAACCUUCGUUCAAUUAGGCCACUAGAUAGAGCCACCAUAAAUGCUUCAGUUAGGAAAACAAACCGACUUGUGACAGUGGAAGAAGGGUUCCCACAGCAUGGUGUUGGUGCUGAAAUCUGUGCUUCAGUGGUUGAGGAGAGCUUUGAAUAUCUUGAUGCACCAGUUGAGAGGAUUGCUGGGGCUGAUGUUCCAAUGCCUUAUGCGCCAAACCUUGAAAGGUUGGCUGUGCCACAGGUUGAGGAUAUUGUUCGAGCUGCAAAGAGGGCUUGCUAUCGCUUGGUGCCAAAAUCUGCAGCAGCUUAGCUGCAUCUUAAGCUUCAUUUUGGACAGCAUUUUUGUUACUUUAUAAAACCGUUUUUUAGCACAAAAAAUUUUAAUUCAAAAAAUUUUUGUACUAGAAAGCCGUUUUAAAAAGCAUCAAAGAAGCCGUCUCACUAAGCCUUAAUCUGUAUGCCUUCGGAGUUGGAUCAAAAUCCUGAAUGUUACAGACUGAUGCAAUAAACUUCUUCCGGUCCUUAGAUAUCAUAAAUAUGAGCUUUAUAUUUUUUUCAACUAGUGCUAUUUAUUGGUGCUGUAGCUCUUUUUUUCAUCUACUCGGAAAUAUUUUGGACUUGCUGUGCUA